Megalopta genalis is the source of this 3792-nucleotide messenger RNA. RefSeq names its product lysosome-associated membrane glycoprotein 5. The record is from RefSeq and is a predicted model, not a curated record. NCBI's taxonomy places the organism in Eukaryota, Metazoa, Arthropoda, Insecta, Hymenoptera, Halictidae. Gene Ontology annotation, cellular component: lysosomal membrane; late endosome membrane; plasma membrane. Gene Ontology annotation, biological process: establishment of protein localization to organelle.
GUGACGGUACACGUCCACGCGUAGAUAUAUAGGAAAGCAUCGCAGCGCAUGCUGAAAGCUCCCACUAUCGAUCGACCUGCGCCCGAGUUUCCUCGCUCGGCUCACAAGUUCCGCGAACGUCGUCUCGACAGAACAGUGUUGCGUGCAACUGCCGCGACCAGACGUACUUUUUUUAAAUCCUCCUCGGUGCCCCGUGGUCUCCGGAGUCGCGAAGCCAGCCAGCGAGAGGACACGAUGGCGCGUCGCGUGGAUUACACCAAGGCCGUCUUCGUACUAUGGUGUGUCUCGACUUCGGCGAUCAGCCUACCCAGCCCUUCGCCGCUGCCACAGAAGCUCGAGGAUCAGCUCUACACGACACGCAGAACGCCGAAAUUGACGUUCGACCUGCCCGGCUCGAAGUCCAAGCAGGCUUCGAGCCCAGUUUUUAACGACAACGAUGUUUUGAACUUUGAGCUGAGAAGUACGACCACGAUACUUCUGGAAUCAACAACGGUGUCGAUUCACAAAUCGUUCGGGUCGGAGCAGCCGUUGUACCGUUUGGACCGUAGCAACGGGCAGGCCUGCAUUCUGUUGCAAGUCGACGCACUGAUCACCGUGAAAUAUCGCACGAAUCUUGGGGAAGAUGGAGAGGCUAGCAUUUAUGUUCCGAACGACGCCACGGUCACCGGCAACUGCAACGACGAGAACACGGUCACGAUGUCCUUGAAAUGGAAGGCGUUCGUCCUUUUGUGGAGCUUCGCCAAGACACCCGGCGGAGAGCGAUGGUACGUCGAGAAGAUCGAGCUGACCUACAACUCCAGCGACCGCCACUUCGAGCACAUUGAUCAGCCGAACAAAACAGUUCGACUGAGCACCGGCCAAAAGCACAGCUCCAUGUUGUUCCCGACGCCUGUCGGAAAAUCGUACGCCUGCAGCGGGGAGACGGAAAUCCCCCUAACCGACGGCAAGAACCACGCCAGCGUGCUUCUCAGAGACAUGAAGCUGCAGCCGUUCAAGUACAAGAACAACGAGUUCGCAGCCGAGUUCUCCUGCACGGCGCUGAGCGCGCGCGGAUUUCGGGACGAGACCGCGCCGGUCGCUGUCGGAUCGACGCUAGCAGCCGCCGUUCUGCUGACCAUCACCGGCUACGCAGGGUAUCGCUACUUCAAAGUGAAAAAGGUCAAGUACGACACCAUGGAGUAAGGGGAACCGUCGAUGCAUCCAGCCGAGCGGCGAGAGGAUUUCCAGCAGCUACGAGGACGGCGAUAGCGAUCGAUCGCUAUCGCCCUUCUACGUCGCCCGGGCCGAUCGCGAUCGCAACGAUCUUCAUAGAUCGUUCGCUGGAUCUCGACUCGUUGCUCCACGCGAUCCAACGACGUCGACGAUUCGAACGACGCAUCAUUGACGAGGAAGGACGCGUCGAUCGACGCGAAGAAUCGAACGAGCGAAUUCGCGGAGCCGGAUUCCGCGGAUCCGCCGGCGUCGCUGCCGAUUUCGUGAAAAAUCGGCAUCGGCGUCGCCGUUCGGAGAACAAAGCCCCAUCAGGCAGCUAACAAUUCGGUAGGAACUGGUCGAUCGAUCGAUCGAUCGAUCCUUACCGCGACGUCGAAUGUCCCGUUUCUCGAGUUUCAACGUAUACGUGCUACUAUAUUUGUUAUUGUUAUCGAUAGACCGCGGAUCUUCGCGCGAGCUCCCGCUUUCAUUCGAUCAAGGAUGCGCGCGCUGAACGUUUUGCUGUGUUUUCUUUUUUCAAAUUUCUUCGACUCCCGAAGAUCCGCGGUCCAGUUACCAUCGUUAUUAUCAGGACGCGGAUCUUUAUGCAAAUUUUCGGUUACACACGAUUCUACAAUAGUUUCCUCGCAUUUCACGAGGAUCCGCGGACCGAUCGCAAUCGUCUUGUUUAUUUGCAUGUAGCGAUUUUCCGUCUGCUUCCGCCGCUGACGAGACUCCAUUUUCGUACGAGUCCCGUCGCUAACGUUCGCCUCUCUGCUAGUUUUCCACCGAUUCGGAAUCCUCUUUUCUCGCUAGACGCACAUCCGCGACCCCAAACUUUGCCUAGAGCCUGUUCCAUUCGGUUGUUCGAACGCGUACAUCGCCGGGGCGGAGGUUUCUCGUCGUCGAGACGACAAUGAUUUCCUUCGAUUGUUCCACGUGCUCUCGCAUCUCUAAAUCCUACGUGUGUUACGAUCGCUAGAGCUGUAGGUCGUCUAAUUUCAGACUAUUUCUGAUCGUCGAUGUAAUAUAUCGUGUAAAUAUGUUGCCGCGAUCGGCGAAGAUCGCGACCCGGUUCUGUCGUUCGAUUAUCUCUCGGCCGGGAAGCUCCCUGAAAGCUGCUGUUUCGGCAAGAUCCCGAUUCACGAUCGGUCGGUUUUCGGUUUCUGCCCCUGUGUUCUUUGGAUUUCGUGAUCGUCGCGAACUUCGGCGACCGCGCGGAGUUUUUAAUGAUCCUUUAAAACAUAUCACGAACGUGCAUUCAUUGUUAGUCGAUGAAUAGACCAUAUCAACGAUGUACUUUUAGAGCGUUAAUAAAAACGAAAGGUAAAAGGAAUAUGGAAAUCACUCGUUCCUGGGACGAUCGAGUCGGAUUUAGGACGCGAAACGGCUUAGAUAAUCGUGUUGCAAUAUCGAUCCUUACGCUCCUCGUACGUUUCAAAGACUUCGUAGGCCGCGGUAAUAGGGGGACAACGGAAGCGAACGAAGACGAACGGCGGUGGGCAUCGAUCAAGUCGAGCUCGAUUCUCCGAUCCCGUAUGAACGUAGCUAUAGUUUACCGAGGUGAAUCGCAUACUUAAGAGUAUAAAAGAUAAAAGAAAAUGAAAAAGAAUGAAAUACCCGUAUGUGUUUCGCGUGUGUGCGCGCGUGCACGACGCGCGCACACUUCACGACGCAUAUCAAUUUAUUACAAUUAUAUCGAUAUGUGCGUAACAUAUGAACCUCUGUCUUCCAAGCGCAUAUUAAAAAAAAAAAAAAAUAAAGUUGAAACUUCGUGUGUAAAUAUAUAAAUACAUAUACAUUACAUACAUACGUACGUACGUGCAUACAUAUAUGUAUACAGAUGACGAGCAUCGCGUGUCGUGUUUCUGUGACGAAGUCAACGUUGUUAGGGAUCGUCGGUGCGCGAGUCUUCGUCGGCAGAACGGAGGAAUGUCUUUUUCCUUUUCGCGACUGUUCGAAGAAUUCCAGGGCAAGAGAGAGAGAGAGAGAGAGAGAGAGAGAGAGAGAGAGAGAGAGAGAAAGGGAGAGAAAGAGUGUGUGAGCGAUAGAUAGAUAGAAAGAAAGAGAGAGAGAGAGAGAGAGAGAGAUUUUCGAUGUUUGAACUUUUUAUGCUACGGGAACGUUACUUACGAUAUAGGGGCUCCGAUUCUUACCACGGAGAUGGUCUACAUGUAAUUACGAAGAUGUAUUUUUGUGCUAAAGCCAAUCUUAUUAUACAUACAUAAAUAUUAUCGACGGUUAGGGGAUAGACGGUCGAGGGGUUGCAGCGCCGCGAUCGUUAACGAAUCGAUGAUGAUGAUAAUGAUGAUGAUGAUGAUGAUGAUGAUGAUAGCGUGGCCUGGAAGAUGCAAUUCUGUUAGGAGGACUAGCCCAAUUGUGUCGUGUAAUCGGAGUGAACGCGACGGAUUAUGAAUCAUAUCGCUUGUCCUAUUUCUGCAAUGUUAAGUCUCGUAAUAGUUAUUGUAACGCGCCGCGUGGUGCGAAGAUCAGCACGGAACGGCGGAUCGCGUAUUUGCGGGACACGGCCACGGGGUGGUGCGUAACGCGCGUCUAUUAAGAUUGUAGCAUAUCGAUAAAAUAAAGGCUGUUAUACAAGUU